UCCGUUACGUAACAUUCUAGCGCUCGCGGACUGUGCGCGCGAAACGAGGGCCUCGCUCGCGCGGAAAGCGCCGGGGGCUCCUGAGUGGCCGCGAGGCAGCAAUGCCAGUGGUGGAGUGAAGUGGAGACAAAAAGACAACCUCUUCGCGGCGUUUGGCUCACUUUAAUUAAAUUAUUCGGGAAGGACGUCGGGUGCGGAGGGUGUGUGCGGCGCCAUGGACGAGGAAUACGGACCUGGGUUCGACCGCCGCUUCACGGCCUCCCUGAACAUCCAGCACGCAGGUACUGACACUGACAGAGACCUGGAUGCGGUGGAAGGGUCCACAGCACCAUCCCAGAGGAUGUCCAGGCACCAGGUCCUCACUCUCAUCUCCAUGGCAUCUGUAAAUUUCUGUUCCAUGAUCUGCUAUUCAAUAUUAGGGCCAUUUUUCCCUAAUGAGGCAGAAAAAAAAGGUGUGAGUCAAACCGUUAUUGGUCUUAUAUUUGGAUGUUACGCUUUGUGCAAUUUGGUGGCGUCCCUAAUCCUCGGUAAAUAUAUUGUGCAGAUUGGGCCAAAGUUUAUGCUCACUUCAGGAUUGUUUGUGUCGUCAGUAUGCACUAUUCUCUUUGGUCUCCUUGACAGAUGUCAUAGAACAACACCGUUCAUAAUAAUGUGCUUUCUCAUAAGGUCUAUAGAUGCUAUAGGCUUUUCAGCAGCAAUGACAUCCUCUUUUGCUGUUAUUGCAAAGGUGUUUCCCAGUAAUAUAGCAACUGUUAUGGGCAGUUUGGAAGUCUUUACUGGACUUGGCUUGAUAAUGGGACCUCCAAUGGGUGGACUUUUGUAUCAGUCAUUUGGAUAUGAAGUCCCAUUUAUGGCUUUAGGGUGCUUUGUCCUUCUAAUGGUCCCAUUCAACAUGUGUAUUUUACCACACUUAGAAGCAACCCCUGCAAACGACUCAUUCGUUCGAUUGUUCAUCCACCCAAAAGUCCUGCUCCUCUGUUUUGUCAUAUUCACUCUGAGCUCAGGAUUGGGCUUCAUUGAUGCAACUCUGGCCAUAUUUGCAGUGGCGAAGUUUAAUCUCUCCGCUGGUUACGUUGGGCUUCUCUUGCUUGGUGUUUCGCUGCCUUAUUGUCUUUCGUCACCUUUACUGGGAGUUGUGAGUGACAAGUUUCCUUCUGUAAGGAAGUGGCUGGUGGUCCUGGGUGGUCUGGGAACAGCAGUUGGCUUUUGUUUGCUGGGACCAACCCCUAUUCUUCACAUCCCUCGGCAACUAUGGCUGUUUGUUUUUAUGCUCACCAUCAUUGGGUUUUCACUUGGACUGACUGGUAUCCCCAUCUUCCCUGAGAUCAUCAACUGUGCCUAUGAGAAUGGCUUUGAGGAAGGUCUGAGUACUCUGGGACUGGUAUCUGGUCUCUUCGGAGCAGUCUGGUCAACUGGGACGUUCUUCGGGCCAACCUUCGGAGGAUUUGUUACUCAGAGGCUGAGUUUUGAGUGGGCUUCUUCCAUUGAGGGAGGAAUUGGAUUUGUAGCUUCAUUCCUUCUGGGUGCAUAUUUCUUCUUUGAAGGAACCCGAAAAAAGAGGGCCCUUCGAGUGACUGGAAUCACAUGUGAGAGGGAUCCUCUCCUUGGUCAUGCGCCAAAAGACUCAGACACAGUGACCACGAUGAAUGGAUACCACCACUUCUAGAAUAUCACUUAAAUUAUUUAUAGUAUGUUAAUCUUUAUUUGUUGCUGCUAAAGUAAAUUAAAAUAUAUUAACUUUCAAGGUGAAUUCAAACAUUAUAGGAAUUAAAAAUGUUUAAUUGCAUAUUUGAAGAAUAAUGUAACAUAAAAGAUGUAUAAGAAGAAAAAAAAAGUCAAUGUUGGACACCUUUCUACGUGCCGACGCUAGGAUCGUGGAUGGAAACUACCCUUAUGCUGAUGGGCAUUAAUGCAUCAGUGAAGGCUUCAGACCUAACUCAGUGACAACUGGUUAGUUUAAAAAUUAAUGUACUUAUGGGAAUAGACAACAGCUGUUCUGGUUUUUUUUUGUUUGGUGAAAACCUAAAAACAGGUGUUGUGGUCCCUGGACUUGGUAAUGUCUUUCAGUCUAAGGGUACUUCUGAAAUUCCCUGUAGAAAGAUUAUUUUCUCAGUGUUCACAGGAGACUUCUGUACCUGAAGUUCAUAGCUGAAAUAUUAAUGCAAAUUAUUUUCUGAUAUUGACCAUAAAUUUAUUUUUGAAAAACCGAUAUUUCAAUAAUGACUCACUGUGACUUAUUUAAUCAGC
Molecule: messenger RNA, 2247 nt
Organism: Scleropages formosus (Asian bonytongue)
Lineage: Eukaryota; Metazoa; Chordata; Actinopteri; Osteoglossiformes; Osteoglossidae
Gene: slc18b1
Product: solute carrier family 18 member B1
Exons: 14
Coding region: 215-1666 (483 amino acids)
Biological process (GO): transmembrane transport
Molecular function (GO): transmembrane transporter activity
Source: RefSeq, a predicted model, not a curated record